This is a messenger RNA of Sinocyclocheilus anshuiensis, 3008 nucleotides long. Its product is annotated as patched domain-containing protein 1-like. Bases 255 to 2918 code for a protein of 887 amino acids. The record is from RefSeq and is a predicted model, not a curated record. The transcript is spliced from 4 exons. Gene Ontology annotation, biological process: chemical synaptic transmission; cognition. Lineage: Eukaryota; Metazoa; Chordata; Actinopteri; Cypriniformes; Cyprinidae. Gene Ontology annotation, cellular component: synapse; plasma membrane.
UCAAAGAAAAAGGUGACUCGUUUCUAUUACGAGAAACGAGCAUAUAAUUCCUGGCACUCGGAUCAACGACGCAUUUAUGGAAAUUGGGUCUCUCAGAUGGCAUGAAACUGCAAAGACGUGACUGAAGGACCUGAUGAUAUUCAACGCAACGCUUCAUCAUUUCAGUGAUCCAGCUGCGUGGGUUGAACACUGAUGCUCCGGAUCUCUGAUGCUGAUGCUGGUUCAUCGCCCUUGCGCUGUUGCUGCAUUCUAGGAUGUUGCGACAAGUGUUGCACGAAGGGCUCAGGACGUCAUUCCACAAACUGGGCCACUUUGUCGCCAAUCACCCGGUGUUUUUUGCCUCUGUGCCCGUGCUGAUCUCCAUCCUGCUGGGCGCGAGCUUCAGCAGAUACCGCAUAGAGGAAAACGUGGAGUACCUGUUAGCCCCCAAACACAGCCUGGCGAAGAUCGAGGGGAACUUGGUGGAUAGUUUGUUCCCCGUAAACCGAUCCAAACACACGCUCUACUCGGAUUUGCAAACACCCGGCAGAUAUGGCCGGGUCAUCUUGACUUCGCGCAGGGGGGGCGUGUUGGACCCUCACCACGUUAACUCAGUCCUAAAGCUACACAACACAAUCACUCAGAUCCAGGUUCCUAUGCUGGGAUUCAACUACACCUUUGCCCACCUCUGCCUGUUGGAUGACAGCAAGAGCUGCAUCGUGGAUGACAUCCUGCGGGUUCUGGAGGAGAUGAGAUCAGCACGGGCAUCCAACCGCUCAGUACCCCCUCUGCAUUACCCUAUCACCAAACUCAAAGAUGGGCGGGAGGCCUACAUUGGGCACCAACUGGGCGGAGUCCUGGCAGGCGGAGGGAGAGACGGGGUGCGUUCUGCUCGAGCCCUUCAACUCACAUACUACCUGCAAGCGGCCAGCCCACUGAACGAAGUGGUGGCGGCCACCUGGGAGCUGCUGUUCUGCAAGGAGCUGGAGAACUUUGGAAAGGCUCAUCCAGAGCUUAGCCUAUACCCCUUCACUUCCUCUUCUCUUCAGAGGGACUUCCAAAGGACCAGUCGGGUAUCAGAGAGACCGCUGCUCUUUAGCCUGGCUGUGUGCCUCUCGCUGGCCAUGCUGUGCUGCUCAAUGCGAGACUGUGUGCGUACAAAGCCUUGGCUGGGUCUUCUGGCUCUGGUGACCGUCAGCCUUGCUACACUCACCUCUGCAGGCAUUUUCAACCUCACAGGAGGGAAAUACAAUUCAACAUACCUGGGCAUCCCGUUUGUCAUGUUAGGUCAUGGCUUGUUUGGCACAUUUGAGAUGCUGUCGUCUUGGCGUCGGACCCGCGAGGACCAGCAUGUGAAGGAGAGGGUUGCUGCGGUGUUCUCUGACUGUAUGCUGCCCUUCACAGCUAGCACGGCCUUGCACGUGGUCACCUUCGGCAUCGGGGCCAGUCCAUUCACAAACAUUGAGGCCGUGCGUCUAUUUUGUCGAAACGCCUGUAUCUCAGUCCUCUUCAACUACCUCUACAUCCUCACCUUCUACGGCUCCAACCUGGUGUUUGCCGGCUACCUGGAAAACAACUACCGUCACAGUCUAUUCUGCAGGCGUGUACCAAAGCCUGAGUUGCUGCAGCAGAAGCCGGCGUGGUACCGUUUUCUCAUGUAUACACAUUACAACGAGGAGGCAACAGAAGCAGGACCACUGCGUGCUUACGAGAGUCACCUGCUGGUAGCUUUUAUGAAGCGGUACUACUGUGACUGGAUCACCAACACCUACGUCAAACCAUUCGUGGUUCUGUUCUACUUGGUUUAUGUUUCCUUUGCCCUCAUGGGCUACCUUCAGGUCAGUGAAGGGUCAGAUCUUAGUAAUGUGGUUGCCACUGAAACAAGCACUAUUGCAUACACCCGUGCACAGCAGCGGUAUUUCAGCAGCUACAGCCCCGUGAUUGGCUUCUACAUCUACGAGUCCAUUGAGUACUGGAACACGAGCGUUCAAGAGGACCUACUGGAAUACACUAAAGGUUUUGAACGCAUCUCCUGGUUUGAGAGUUACCUCAACUACCUUCACGGGCUGAACAUCACCACUAGCCUGUCAUGCAGCAACUUCACAGAGCGCCUGCGGUCUGGCUUUUUGCGCCAACCCCGAUAUGUGCAUUUCUCUGACGAUAUCAUCUUUGCCAAACGUGCGGAUGGGGAAUUUGAUGUGGUAGCCUCGCGUAUGUUUCUAGUGGCCAAGACGACAGAAAACAAACGAGAGGAGAUGUCUAUCCUGCUGGACACACUAAGGAAGUUAUCGCUGACCUCCAGGGUGAAGUUCAUCAUCUUCAAUCCAUCCUUUGUGUAUAUGGACCGUUAUGCUUCAUCUGUUGGAGCACCCCUGAAAAACUCUUGCAUCGCUGCUAUCUUUCUGCUCUUCUUUUCCACCUUCUUGGCAGCUGACCCACUGGUGAAUGCCUGGUUGACUGUGACAGUAGCCUCUGUUGAGUUUGGGCUGGUGGGUUUCAUGACCCUGUGGCGGGUAGAGUUGGACUGCGUCUCAGUGCUGUGUCUGAUCUACGGCGUGAACUAUGCUGUAGACUCCAGCGCUCCGCUGGUGUCUGCAUUCGCUCUAGGCCGGGAAUCCACCCGUACGCGCUGGGUGAAACUGGCUCUGGAGCGACAUGGAGUUCCUGCCCUUCAGAGCUACUUGUGUUAUGGGGCUGCUCUGCUCCCUCUAGCGGCCGUGCCCUCAAAUCUCACCCGCACACUCUUCAGGUGCCUCUUUCUCACCGCCAUCAUCACCGCCUUCCACUGUUUGGCCAUUCUUCCCGUCCUGCUUACCUUCUUGCCUCCCUCCAAGAAAAAACGGAGGGAGAGAAAGAAUGCUGCGGAAAAUCGGGAGGAAAUUGAGUGCGUGGAGAUGGUGGACAGCACACGUGUGGUUGAUCAGAUUACCACUGUUUGACCACAUGCCCAAAAGAGAGGUAGUCCGGAGGAUGUACAAGAGAGAAAAAAACAAAACACCCCCAGGGGGUGGCAGAAGGGAGAGUUAGCC